Molecule: messenger RNA, 627 nt
Organism: Parastagonospora nodorum SN15
Lineage: Eukaryota; Fungi; Ascomycota; Dothideomycetes; Pleosporales; Phaeosphaeriaceae
Exons: 2
Coding region: 1-627 (208 amino acids)
Source: RefSeq, a predicted model, not a curated record
AUGGACGUCUCGGCGCUUCUCAACCCCUCGUGCGACGAGCAACACAGCUAUCGUGGUCGAAAUCCCUCACCACAUGCAGCUGUGCCAUACUCAGAGCCACAGACUGCUCUCCCGAAGCGACAAAAGAUAGCCAAGGAUGCUCCAAUCUUUUCUGAAGGCAACCAUACCAUUGGCUAUGUCAACUAUCCUCCGGAUGAAGGUGAUGGAGAUCAAGAUCUGCGCGCCGAGCAUGAGCGAUUCCAAGUCUUUCCUCUCGGUGAAAUACGCAGGAAAGGUGUCCGACACAUCCCAUACAACAGUGACAAGAAAGACUUUCUCGACAAGACGGGCCGUGAUGCAUUCGAGAUGUUUCAGUACACCUUCAAGAUACCUGGUGAAGAGAAGGAGUACGUGGUAGUCUGGGAUUACAACGUUGGCUUAGUUCGCAUGACGCCCUUCUUCAAGUCGUGCAAGUACACAAAGGUUAGCAUCGCCUUCACAGACACUAAGACAUCGCUGACAGUCAUAGACCGUGCCAGCCAAGGCUAUGAACCAAAACCCUGGGCUGAAGGAUGUCAGCUACAGCAUCACAGGUGGUGCGCUGGUGUGUCAAGGUCAGUCAAGACUUGGUUUACGCUGAACGAGUAG